CCGAUUAAUUAUACUCCUGAAGAAGCAAAAUCAACGACUGCUUAUAUAGUUUACAGUUCUGGAUCUACCGGAAAGCCAAAAGGUGUCGAACGCACUCACACAAACGUAACUGCUGCUUUAGCUCAAUUAACUAGAGUAGAUGAUAAGCUUGGACCACAUAGUGUAAUUAUGGGUGUCACACAAUUUUGUCACGCUUAUGCGCUUGAUUUUAUUCUUCAUUCGGCCUUAUUUCAUGGUGCUACUACAAUCAUUCAUUCAAGCUUCAAUUUGGAAACGUUUUGUGAAUCAAUUCAAAAAUAUAAAAUUACCCAUAUUUAUGCUACACCGUCAAUUAUACUUGAACUUGUCAAUGAUCCAUUGACCCAAAAAUUUGAUUUGUCAAGUGUGGAUAAGAUUUUAAGCGCGGCAGCUCGGUUAGAUUAUAAAUUAGAAAGAAAAUUCUAUGAAAUGUUUAAAAUAUCGGUUCUUCAAGCUUAUGGUUCUACUGAAAUGGCUGCAGUAUUACGUUGUAUUGAUACAAUGAAAAAUGCAGUUCCAGGUUCUAGUGGGAUUCUUUAUCCAAAUAUGAAGGCUAAAAUAUUAUCAGUAGAUGGUCGUGAAGCUACAGAUGCUGUUUUCGACAAAGACGGGUUUUUUAGCUCAGGAGAUAUUGUAUCUGUUGAUGAACAAG
Molecule: messenger RNA, 670 nt
Organism: Racocetra persica
Lineage: Eukaryota; Fungi; Glomeromycota; Glomeromycetes; Diversisporales; Gigasporaceae
Source: the annotation of a GenBank genome assembly